Hyaena hyaena (striped hyena) is the source of this 3267-nucleotide messenger RNA. It is a transcript of the gene NLRP13, whose product is annotated as NLR family pyrin domain containing 13. The transcript has 11 exons. Gene Ontology annotation, cellular component: cytoplasm. Gene Ontology annotation, biological process: regulation of inflammatory response. NCBI's taxonomy places the organism in Eukaryota, Metazoa, Chordata, Mammalia, Carnivora, Hyaenidae. The coding region runs from base 1 to 3267 and encodes 1088 amino acids. Gene Ontology annotation, molecular function: protein binding. The record is from RefSeq and is a predicted model, not a curated record.
AUGAGCUCCUCUGCGAACAUCUAUGUCGAAGAUCGUUUCUAUAAUAAGCUUCUGUCUUACCUGAUGGGCCUGGAUCAGCCUCAGCUGGAGGAAUUCAAGGUCUGUCUCCAGUCCUCACAGCUGCUUCUUGGGAACUUCCAGCAGAUUCCCUGGGCAAACUUGAAAGCCAUCGAUCCCAUUAACCUGUUCUGUCUGUUGAGUGAAUACUUUUCAGAAAGGCAGAUCUGGGAAGUGACCCUCACCAUCUUUGAGAACAUGAACCUGAGUUCAUGGUGUAUGGAAAUUAGAGCAAUGCUGAAUGAGAUGGCACAGACACAGGACUCCCAAGAUGCAAAGCAAGAAGAAUCGGAGGUUCCAGAAGAAGGAGACCACAGAAGAAGAUACAGAGAGAGAAUGAAGGCUAAAAUAUUGAUGAUGUGGGACAACAUCCCUUGGCCUGAAGACCAUAUUUAUCUCCGCAACGUGACUGAAAAGGAACAUGAGGAACUGAAGAGCCUCCUGUAUCCUAACAGGACUGGAGCCCAGCCACAGACCAUCGUCUUGGAGGGCCUAGCAGGGGUCGGGAAGACCACCUUGGCAAUGAAGGCUGUGCUGCAUUGGGCAGAGGGCUUUCUCUUUCAACAGAGAUUCUCCUAUGUUUUCUUUAUCAGCUGCCAUAAAGUUAAAGAGAUGAAGGAUACCACAUUAGCUGGCCUGCUUUCCUGGGACUGGCCUGACUCCCAGGCCCCCAUUGAAGAGGUCAAGAGUUGCUCUGAGAGGCUCCUGUUUGUCAUUGAUGGCUUUGAAGAAAUGGACAUGCCCUCCAAUUUGGAUGACAGCCCACCAUGUGAAGACUGGUACCAAGAACUCCCAGUCAACAGAAUUCUGUUCUACUUGUUGAAGAAAGAGUUGGUUCCCCUGGCUACCUUACUGAUCACGACCAAGGAGUAUAGAACCAACGAUCUUAAAAACUUGUUACUGAAUCCAUGGUUUGUACAGAUCUUAGGGUUCACAGAGGGAGACCGGGAGGAGUAUUUCAUCAGGUACUUUGGUGACCAAAACAAAGCUAAGAAAAUCUUGCAUUGGGUAAGAAAAAACGAAACUCUCUUUCACUUCUGCUCUGCCCCCAUGGUGUGCUGGACCGUGUGUUCCUGUCUGAAGCAGCAAAUGGCGAGAAAUCCUCACUUCCAGCUAAGCACCCAGACCACCACCAGUCUGUAUGUCUACUUUUUCUCUAGUUUGUUCGCCACAGUGGAGGUGAGUUUGUCGGACCAGAGCUGGCCAGAUCAGUGGAGAGCCCUCUGCUUUCUGGCUGCAGAGGGAAUGUGGUUUUGGAAGUUCACGUUUGCAAAGAAGGACCUCAAACACAGGCAUCUGGAAGAAACUGUCAUUGGUUCUCUCCUCAGGUUGAAUAUUCUUCGAAAGGUCAGUGACUGUGAGGAUUGUGUUACUUUCACUCACCAGAGUUUCCAGGUGUUUUUGGGGGCCAUGUUCUAUGUGCUGAGGGGAAUGAGAGGAUCUGUUGGUGGUCCUCCAAAGCACCAAGAGAUGAAGGUGCUUCUGAACGAUGCCUUGGCUGACACAAACUUCUACUGGAAUCAGAUGGCUCUGUUUUUCUUUGGCCUUUUAAAAAGAAACCUAGCAGAAGAACUGGAAGAUACUUUGCAUUGUAAAGUGAACCCUCGGAUAAUGGAUGAAUUACUGGAAUGGGCAGAAGAAUUAGAAAGCUAUGACCUCAUCUCCAACUGUUUUGAAUUUCUACACUUUUUUGAGUGCUUAUAUGAGACUCAGGAGGAAAAUUUUGUAAGACAGAUUUUGAGUCAUCUCCUUGAAGCUGAUCUUGAUAUUUUUGGGAAUCUACAACUCCAGGUUUCUUCGUUUUGCCUAAAGCACUGUCAAAGUUUAAAUAAGCUAAGGCUUUCUGUCAACGGUACCAUCCCUCAGAUGGAAUUGACUUUCAACUUGGAAACUCUGGAGAUGAGGCCACAUUCCAAGAUAGGCCAGUGGCAGGAUGUUUGCUCCGUGUUUUCCAAUGGAAAUCUCUGUGAACUGGACCUGAGUAACAGCAAGCUUAACGCUUUUGCAAUGAAGAAACUCUGUUAUGAGCUGAGAAAUCCAAGGUGCAAACUCCAAAAAUUGACGUGCAAAUCAGUAACUCCUGUGAGGAUUCUGAAGGAACUUGUCCUUGCCCUGUAUGGUAACCACAGGCUGACACACCUGAACUUGAGCUCGAACAACCUGGUAAUUCCCGUGUCCACGAUGAUCUUUAAAACCUUGAGGCACUCAGCCUGCAACCUCCAGUAUCUGUGGUUGGAAUCAUGUGGCCUCACCCCGCUAGUCUGUCGUCAUCUCUUCCUGGAGCUCUGCAAGAACUCGAGUGUGCGCUUCCUCAGCCUGGGGGACAAUGAUCUCUCUGGUGUUGAGGUGAAAAGUCUGCCAGGGCCCUCGGAGAUGCCCGAGUCUUCCCUGAAGGAGCUGUCCCUGGAGAAAUGCAACUUGUCAGCUGCCAGCUGUCAGGAUCUCACUUUGCACCUCACCAGGACCCAGAGAACAACUCGACUGUGCCUGGGAUUUAAUCCUCUCAGAGACGAUGGCGUGAGGCUCCUGUGUGCUUCCCUGACUCACCCCGAGUGUGCUUUAGAGAGAUUGGUGCUCUGGUUCUGCCAGCUCGGUGCACCCAGUUGCAGGUACUUGUCAGAUGCUCUCCUUGAGAACAAGAGUUUGACCCAUCUGAACCUGAGGAGGAAUAACCUGAGAGAUGAGGGAGUAAAGUUUCUGUGUAAGGCCUUGAGUCAUCCAGACUGCAGCCUCCAGAACCUGGAUUUGUCAGAUUGUUCUUUCACAGCGGAGGGUUGCCAGGAGCUUGCUAAUGCCCUCCAGCACAAUCCUAACGUGAAAAUUUUGGAUAUUGGGAGCAAUGAUAUUCAGGAUGAUGGCGUGAAACACCUGUGUGAGGUCCUAAAACAUCCGAAUAGUGCAUUGAACACACUUGGGUUGGAGAAGUGCAAUCUGACGCCUGCUUGCUGCCAACAUCUUUCCUCUGUUCUCAGAAGCAGUAAAAGCCUGUUAAACCUGAACCUUUUGGGGAAUGACUUGGAGCCCAGAGGAGUCAGCACACUGUGGAAGGCCUUGAAAAAAUCAACAUGCAAACUACAGAAGCUUGGGCUUAAAAAAGAGUUGUACAACAUAGUGAAGGAAGAGCUUGAGGAAUUGCAUGAAAGGGGGUCCUUUCUGAGAGUCAAGUUUAAGUGGGAUUUCAAUGACCUUGAGGACAAAUGGUGGUGGUAA